CAACCGUAAUAGUCCCCUGGUACAGAACAUCUGCCGUCUCAACUGUCACCGCAGGCGGCGGCGCCGCCACCACCACCACCGGCGUUGCUACCACCACCGCCGCCACUGCCGCUGGCGUCGCCGUCUCCGCCACCAUCGGCAUAGCCGUCUCCACCACCACAUGCGUCGUAGGAAGCCUAACCAGUGAAUUCAGCUGGUCUUGCCAUCAGCCGCCGCCAUAUCCGACGUCUUCACUGCCGCCUCAUCCAACACCACCAUGUCUCACCUCCGUGAACAGUGCGACCUCUGGCACCGACGCUUACACUACCAUCAUAGAUGUCAGAUCUAAUUUUGAAUCUGGUAUGAAUACUAUCCAAUUGUCAUCUUACAGUUUUAAUGUCAUCUUAAUGGUAAUAUUGCCAUCCUG
Molecule: messenger RNA, 406 nt
Organism: Cuscuta europaea
Lineage: Eukaryota; Viridiplantae; Streptophyta; Magnoliopsida; Solanales; Convolvulaceae
Source: the annotation of a GenBank genome assembly